UAUGCUCUAUGGGUCAAGUAACAAGUUAUGUUUUUCCCAUGUUUUUCUCAAAAAAUGUUUUGUUUGUUGCAGUAAUCGUAUCAACUUUAGAUCGUACAUAAAAUUGCGUUGAUCCCAGAGGAAACUAUAAUUUUCAAAGAUGGCUAAUGUAGGAAAGGACAAAAAAUGGUUUAAACCACUUUUUGAAUUUGGCGAUAGUCCCGUACCUAAGAAAGUAAAAAAAGAUACCUCAAAUGUCCAAAAACCGAUUAAAAGUAAGGAAUCAUCUGUACCUUUGGCGAAUGGCAGUUUACCAAAUAUUAAUGACAAAAACUGGAUGAAAAAUUUUGAUCCAGUCACUGUAGAGGACCUGGCAGUUCACAAUAAAAAGGUUCAAGAAGUAGAUGAAUGGUUGAAGACUGCUUGUAUGAAUAGCAAUGAUAUGCUGUUGCUAUCUGGACCGGUGGGCUGUGGCAAAACUGCGUGUAUAAGAACCAUAGCUGCUAAGUAUAAUGUUAAAAUGACAGAAUGGAUUACACCACUGGAUAUUGAAUAUCCUAGUGAAUUUGGCGACUAUGAGUUCAAAGUACCACAGUCAAAGAAGUUCCUGGAAUUUAUUAUUAAUUCUGCAAAUUUUACAUCAUUAUUAGACAAUAAUAGCUGCAAGUUAGUUCUAGUGGAGGACUUUCCAAAUGUCUUCAUAAGAACACCAUCAGAAUUUACACAUGUCCUUCAGCAGUAUAAACUAAGGGCAAAAUCUCCAAUAGUAUUCAUAUGUUCCGAAUCUCACACAGACAAUAAAAACACAGCAUUCCACCUAUUCUCACCAAGUUUAAAAGAGCAGUUCAGUAUUCACCAUAUAAUGUUUAACAGUGUAUCAGCAACAGGUCUAAAAGCAGCUCUCAAAAGAGCGAGUGAUAUAAUUAGUAAGAAAUUCACUUCCACAUACAACAUUCCUACAGCGGAUGUUAUUGAGUCUGUCGUCAACACAUCAGGUGGUGACGUGAGAUCGGCAAUUUUAAACUUACAUUUUGCAUGUUUAAAAGGAUCAAGCUGUAAUUUAGAAACCAGUAUAAUAAAAGAAAAAGAUGUUAAAAGUAAAACGACUAGAAAGAAAAAGAAUACAUCAAACAAAUUCAUGUCCCUAGGAAAAGACCAAACAGUGAGCAUUUUGCAUGGUGUAGGAAGAGUAUUAAACCCCAAAGAAUUGACAGGCAAUGAUGGACAAAAAUCUUUGACCCAUAGCCCAAAGGAUAUCAUAGAACAGUUUUUAAGUCAUCCAACGUCAUUUGUAAACUUUCUGGCAGAAAACUACUUACCUCAUUUCUCAUGUACCUACGAUGUAGAUAAGGCUGCAUCGGCUCUUAGCGAAAGUGACUACAUGCUUGCUGAGUGGAGGGAAAAGCUAUGUCAAGAGCAUGGUUUGUACACAGCAGUAGCAGGACUAAUGUUGUCUAACAAAUCACCCGUAUCAGCUUGGAAUCCUGUUAGAGGUCCAAAAAAUAUGAAAGUUCAAUAUCCAUCCCUUCAUGAAUUACCGCUUUUGGAGCCGAAUUAUUUGUACAAGGGCAAAGUUCUUGUAACAGAUUACUUAACUUAUUGUAAAAUAAUCGGAAAUCAAACUUGAAACGAACUUGUCACUAAAAAGCAAUAAAAGACUGACUGAAUUUAUCAAUGAAAUUAAAGAUCUACUAUUGUUCAUACAAAUAAAAGAAUGGAUUUAUAUACAAAGUCGUUUUAUUAAAAAAGAACAAUCUGCUAACAUAACAUCCUUAUGGUUAUUAAAUAAUAUUUCUUACGACUUGUUAUGGGACACGGGAUCUUUGGAUCUGGGAAGCAAAUAAAAUAAAAUCAGUCAAAUUAUGAUAUUUAUUAACAAGUCCAUUUGAUUUUACAAAAUAAAAUCCUAGAAUUACAUCAGCACUGCACUUUCCUGUCAAUUUUUAUUUUAAGUUUGUUUGCACUGAUCACUCACUCUGGUCAGUUUCCAUUUUGCAAGCUUUUAUAACAAGAAAUAGUUUAUUAAUGCAUAAAGUCAAACGUUCCUACAGCUUUAUUAACAUCAUGAAUUUAUACUUACCUGUCCUGGCCCUCUACCUACUUUCUACGGGGGUUUAUAUGGGUACCAAAUUGAUUAAUACUCACCAUUUGAAGUUUCUGGAAUGUGUCAUGUCAAUUGUUUGUGUUGGUUAUUUGUCUUGUUGCGAAUGAGUGUUUAGUGUUAUCUUGGUGUGUGGUAGAUUUAUUUGUGAAUUCUGAUUUUCAUUAAUUUACAAGUUAGAUGAAACUCGUGCAGGGGAUGACAAGAUGAUUAUGAUUGAUGUUUUCAUUCGAAAAUAUUUUUAGUAGUGUAGAAUAGUAGUACAGAAUAGUGGCGAAAUUGAAGUGAAUCUGAUCGCACAUAAAGAGAAGAGCUGCCGCAAGUAACGAAUUUUUCAGUUAGGGGAUAGGCAUCACCGAUUU
Messenger RNA from Maniola jurtina (meadow brown), 2442 nucleotides. RefSeq names its product cell cycle checkpoint protein RAD17 (gene Rad17). NCBI's taxonomy places the organism in Eukaryota, Metazoa, Arthropoda, Insecta, Lepidoptera, Nymphalidae. The transcript has 10 exons. Bases 140 to 1606 code for a protein of 488 amino acids. Gene Ontology annotation, biological process: mitotic DNA replication checkpoint signaling; DNA repair; DNA damage checkpoint signaling. The record is from RefSeq and is a predicted model, not a curated record. Gene Ontology annotation, molecular function: chromatin binding.